Molecule: messenger RNA, 1728 nt
Organism: Scatophagus argus
Lineage: Eukaryota; Metazoa; Chordata; Actinopteri; Scatophagidae
Gene: tada2a
Product: transcriptional adaptor 2A
Exons: 15
Coding region: 131-1468 (445 amino acids)
Biological process (GO): regulation of transcription by RNA polymerase II; chromatin remodeling
Cellular component (GO): nucleus; SAGA-type complex
Molecular function (GO): protein binding; zinc ion binding; chromatin binding
Source: RefSeq, a predicted model, not a curated record
UAAUGUAACACUAAUUAUGCUAGCUGCCGUUAAAGCUCGUAGAAGAAAAAAGAAGACGCAGAAGAAGAAGAAGAAGCAGCAGAAGCAAUAAUAAUCUAUUCGUGUAUUAAUUUUGUUUAAACAUUUUUGAAUGGACCGCCUGGCAUCUUUUGGAAAUGAUCCUUUUGAUAAACCACCAUGCCGAGGUUGCUCGUCUUACCUAACUGAGCCUUACAUCAAGUGUGCAGAAUGUGGACCCUCACCUUUCUUACUCUGCCUUCAGUGUUUUACCAGAGGAUUUGAAUACAAGAAGCACGAGAGUGAUCACAAAUAUGAAAUCAUGACGUCGGAUUUCCCUGUGCUGGAGCCUGGGUGGACGGCACAGGAAGAGAUGGCUCUGCUGGAGGCAGUCAUGGACUGUGGCUUUGGAAACUGGCAGGAUGUGGCAUAUCAGAUGCGCACUAAAAGCAAAGAAGAAUGUGAGAGCCACUAUAUGAAGAAUUUCAUCAAUAACCCGCUCUUCUCCUCCACCUUGCUCAGCCUCCGCAAAACAAAAGAGUCUCGCUUUGCAGAUGGUGCUAUACCUUUCAAACCUACUGAUGACCCCCCUCGGCCCACAUUUGACUCCGUGCUGUCCCGAGAUAUGGCCGGUUACAUGCCUGCCAGAGCAGACUUCAUGGAGGAGUUCGACAACUAUGCUGAAUGGGAUUUAAAAGACAUCGACUUCGUGGAUGAUGACUCAGACAUCCUACGUGCGCUCAAGCUUUCAGUUGUGGAUAUAUAUCAUUCAAGGCUAAAGGAGAGACAGCGGAGGAAAAAGGUUAUCCGAGACCAUGGGCUGAUCAACCUGAGGAAAUUCCAGAUGCAGGAGCGAUGCUACCCAAAGGAGGUGCAGGAGCUGUAUGAAGUCAUGAGACGAUUUGCCAGAGUGAUUGGGCCGAUUGAACACGACAAAUUCAUCGAAAGUCACGCGUUGGAGUUCGAGCUGAGGAGGGAGAUCCACAGGCUGCAGGAGUACAGAAAAGCGGGAAUCAAGUCUUUCUGCAGUGCCAGAGUGUAUGAGAGGGUGAAGUGGAUGCGGGAGGACGAGCGCAGGAAGCGAACCAUGUUGUGUGAGGUGCUGCAGUACAUCCAGGACAGCAAAGCCUGCCAGCAGUGGCUCAGUAAACAGGCUGCAAUAGACGCUGGCAUCACUCCAGCUGUCACAACAAUCACAGUGUCAGCAACAGGUAGGCGGAGCGCACCUCCUCUCAACCUGACCGGGCUGCCGGGGACGGAGAAACUCAAUGAGCGAGAGAAGGAGUUAUGUCAGGUGGUGCGACUGGUGCCAGGGGCCUACCUGGAAUAUAAGCAGGCCUUGCUGAACGAGUGCAGACGGCAGGGUGGGCUGCGGCUCGCGCAGGCCCGAGCCCUGAUCAAGAUCGACGUCAACAAGACUCGCAAAAUCUACGAUUUCCUAAUCAAAGAGGGCUACAUCACGAAGGCUUAGGAACAUUUGAUUAUAGCCCAGGGGAGAUUGGAUUGUGGUUAGUUUUUUGUUUUUUUUGUCCUCUAACAUCGUAAGUCCGUGUUUUGUAAGAGGUUCAUAAUGUUGCUGCUCCUUUUGAAAUUUUGUAACAUUUGAAGGUGUUGUGUUUAUGAGUGUAAAAUGUGUUAAAAAUAUCUCUGUACAAUUCUCUAUAAGGAGAACAGGCUCAUAUUAAAAUGAGGAUGUAUUUAUUUCUCCUGUCAUAAAAUGUUUAAAAAAUA